UUCUCAUUUUUUUUUAAAUAAUUUUGAUCGCUGCUACGAAGAACGAAUCAGUCCCUGCCAAACCCUAGAAGACGACAACGACGAAGACGAAGACGAAGACAAAGGCGACUUGUAUAAUAACUUCAAUUUGACCUUCGGAAUCUUCAGAUCGUGAAACCGUAGAAGCAAUCGAGCUUAGAAACGUCGAUAUUCUCAGCGCGAUGAAGCCGAUUCAAUCGCCUCCAGGAGUUUCCGUUCCGGUUAAAAGCCGUCCUCGCCGCCGGCCAGACCUUACCUUGCCGCUUCCUCAACGCGAUGUUUCCCUCGCUGUACCUCUUCCUCUCCCACCGACUUCCGGUGGCUCCGCUCCUUCUUCCGCCGGAUCCGCACCUUCCUCCGGCGGUUCGGCGUCUUCAACUUCGUCGAACAACACCUCGGAAUCGAAGAGCUAUUCGGAUUUAGUUCGCGGGAGCCGGAUCGGGAGCGGAGCUGGUGGGACGGUUUACAAAGUGGUUCACCGACCGACGUCACGCUUAUACGCUCUCAAGGUGAUCUACGGGAACCACGAGGAGACUGUGAGGCGUCAGAUCUGUAGAGAGAUCGAGAUUCUGCGAGAUGUGAACCACCCAAACGUGGUGAAAUGUCACGAGAUGUUCGAUCAAAACGGUGAGAUCCAGGUUCUGCUUGAGUUCAUGGACAAAGGGUCUUUAGAAGGUGCUCAUGUGUGGAAGGAGCACCAAUUAGCUGAUCUCUCUCGCCAGAUUCUAAGCGGCUUGGCUUACCUCCACGGCCGUCACAUCGUCCACCGAGACAUCAAGCCCUCGAAUCUCCUCAUAAACUCGGCUAAAAACGUGAAAAUCGCUGACUUUGGAGUGAGUCGGAUCUUGGCGCAGACCAUGGAUCCUUGCAAUUCGUCUGUAGGAACCAUCGCUUACAUGAGCCCUGAGCGGAUUAACACCGAUUUGAACCAAGGACAGUACGAUGGUUACGCCGGAGAUAUCUGGAGCUUAGGUGUGAGCAUUUUGGAGUUUUUCUUGGGGAGGUUUCCUUUCCCUGUGAGCAGGCAAGGUGAUUGGGCAAGCCUCAUGUGCGCCAUUUGUAUGUCGCAGCCUCCGGAAGCUCCUCCGACGGCAUCUCCGGAGUUUCGCCAUUUCAUUUCUUGUUGCUUGCAGAGAGAACCGGCGAGGAGGCAAACGGCGAUGCAGCUUUUGCAGCAUCCUUUCAUACGUAGAGCAAGUCAGAGCCAAAACAGGUCUCCGCAGAAUCUACAUCAACUCUUGCCUCCUCCUCGCCCUCUGUCUUCGUCUUCUUCACCAACCACGUAGCGUUUUCUCAUCCCUCUAUCUUGGAUUUUUUUCGAAUUCUUGGUUACUGUUCUUGAAUGUUGUCCAAUUUUGCGCAAGCUUUUUCGUAACUUAUCAACAAGGGUCUGAUUUGUUAGUGGAGUAGAAAAAAAAAAAACAACUUGGGAAAGUGGAGAGAGGGUUUAAGGAUAAUUGAAUCUUCUAUCUUUUCGGGUUAAUGUUUGCUUGGAAAGGGAAAGAGCAAUGAGAAAUUCUUAUGCUUAAUGAUGGCAAUGACUUUGCUUGUAUCACAAAUGUAGCUUUACUGAAAUUUUGUUGAAUUUUCAUAGAAGUUUUGCACCCCUUUU
Messenger RNA from Eutrema salsugineum, 1630 nucleotides. RefSeq names its product mitogen-activated protein kinase kinase 4. Gene Ontology annotation, cellular component: cytoplasm. Gene Ontology annotation, biological process: protein phosphorylation. The coding region runs from base 201 to 1304 and encodes 367 amino acids. Gene Ontology annotation, molecular function: protein serine/threonine kinase activity; ATP binding. Lineage: Eukaryota; Viridiplantae; Streptophyta; Magnoliopsida; Brassicales; Brassicaceae. The transcript has a single exon. The record is from RefSeq and is a predicted model, not a curated record.